AUGCACAUACAAAUGAGAAAUCCCUCUCUCGCCUUGAGACCUAUGGUCUUAGGCCUCGUGAGGGUCAUUGUUCUCUCAAUCGGGCAGACUCCCUUAGUUCAAGCCGCCCCGAUCCACACCUUCAAGCUGUUCUCCGCAGCCGAAACACCAGAGGGAAAAGAUCCUAGUGAGCCUACGCUAUGGAUAUAUCUUACUUUUGCAGCGGUACUGGUGCUGCUUGGAGGAGCAUUUGCUGGGUUGACUAUAGCCUUGAUGGGACAGGAUGAAAUCUAUCUUCAAGUCAUCCGGGAUUCCGGUGAAGGAAAGGAAAGGAAACACGCUGCGAAAGUGUUGAACCUGUUGCGGAAAGGGAAGCACUGGGUUCUGGUUACACUCUUGCUCAGUAAUGUCAUCACCAACGAAACUCUACCUAUCGUCUUGGACCGUUCGCUCGGAGGUGGAUGGCCUGCUGUUUUAGGAUCUACAGUACUCAUUGUCAUCUUCGGCGAGGUCGCCCCUCAGUCGGUCUGUGUCCGCUAUGGCCUACCUAUUGGAUCGUGGAUGGCCCCGUUUGUCCUCGUCCUCAUGUACAUCCUUGCCCCGGUAGCAUGGCCGACCGCUAAAUUGCUCGACUACCUCUUGGGGGAAGACCAUGGAACAGUGUAUAAGAAGGCGGGCUUGAAAACAUUGGUUUCCCUGCACAGAAGUCUGGGAGAAGCGGGCCAACAGCUCAACUCCGACGAAGUCACAAUUAUCAGCGCAGUUCUUGAUCUUAAGGACAAGCCAGUCGGCAAUAUCAUGACCCCGAUGGAGGACGUUUUCACGCUAUCCUUGGACGAUGUUUUGGACGAGGCCACCAUGGACGACAUACUGUCGCAAGGCUAUUCCAGAAUCCCCAUCCACCACCCAGAUAAUGACUCCGACUUUGUCGGCAUGUUACUGGUCAAAAUGCUGAUCACCUACGACCCCGAAGAUGCUAAACCGGUCCGCGAUUUCGUUUUGGCCACACUGCCCGAGACUCGCCCGGAGACAAGCUGUCUGGACAUUGUCAACUUCUUUCAAGAGGGGAAAUCGCACAUGGUCCUUGUGUCCGAGUACCCGGGCGAAGAUCACGGUGCCCUUGGUGUGGUGACCUUAGAAGACGUCAUCGAGGAAUUGAUUGGCGAGGAAAUUGUGGAUGAGUCGGAUGUCUUUGUUGAUGUGCACAAAGCCAUUCGACGCGCGAUGCCAGCGCCGACUCGUCGCAUUCCAAAAUCUUUCGUUGUCCCCGAGCAGCCUACCACAAAUGGCACUGCCUCUGAUCUAGUCGACAUUGGCGAGGGUGAAACGCUCAGCCCCACCGAUUUACAAAGAGCCAAGACGCUCGAGCAUGCCCAACAAAAACUCAAAGUCGUUGCUGGACCUCGACGGAGAUCGAGCGCAGGGAACAGUAUUGGCGGAGAUGUUAAAGGCAACAAGAGGACAAGUACCGAUGAGAUCAAGGAACAUCUCAAACACCUUGGCCCUUCGAACCUUGCCAGCAGACCCAGGACAACACGAUAUAACACCGUCAAAAUCAAGCGAGGGACUGAUACAACACCCAAGGAAAACGCCGGCGAUAGUCGUGCGACACCUGUCAGGAGAAUUUCCGAGACGCUGUCUGAAUACCAGAGCGGCAUUGGUGAAGGGACUGUGACAUCUGGCGGGAAAGCAGCAAGCGAUGGCGUGCUAGCUCUUCAACGAGGCUAUGGAGCUACCUCUCCUCCUGGCGAGAGGCGGCCGGAGAGUGUGACAAAGGGCAUACAAGUCGGCUCGCCAGCCGCAGGGAGUCCAACGCCUGACAUCCAUAGCAGCAACGGCGACCAGAAACAAUCCAGGCCGCCAGCAAGAGCCAUGACAAGCGAAAGCACCAUUGGGAGUCUACCUGGGUCAAGGCAGCGCUCAAGAAGUCCCUUCUACCAUGCCAAGGGGCCUGCCAGAAGUGGUAGCAUCACGGAAAACAUCAUCGAUGCGAACGGAUUUCGCAAAGUUGUUCUUGAAACCACCUCGAGCAGCGACUCCACUGGGGAGGACGAGAACGGCGGCGCCACUAAGGUUCAUACACCACUCGAGGAGCUUGCGCACGCUUCAGACCUAAAAUUACGGGGAGGCAGCGGUGACCAAGAUCAAGGACAACAGAAAGAAGGCGGAAAGAAGAAAAAGCGUCGGCGACGUAAAAAUGGCCAGGGAAAAGGGGAGCGUGAGCCGUUGCUCGGGGGAGGCCAUUCCUAG
This is a messenger RNA of Capronia epimyces CBS 606.96, 2229 nucleotides long. RefSeq lists its product as uncharacterized. Gene Ontology annotation, biological process: magnesium ion homeostasis. Bases 1 to 2229 code for a protein of 742 amino acids. Gene Ontology annotation, cellular component: intracellular membrane-bounded organelle. Lineage: Eukaryota; Fungi; Ascomycota; Eurotiomycetes; Chaetothyriales; Herpotrichiellaceae. The record is from RefSeq and is a predicted model, not a curated record. The transcript is spliced from 3 exons.